ACCAGUGUACACUGCACUUUAAAAGAUAAAGAUGUCUAUGGCUAGACUAUUUAUUAUUCAUUCACUCAUUCGUUCAUACUGGUUUAUACCAUGCUGCAUUUUUAUUGGUUGAGGUGCAUUAGAAUUUAAUUUUAUUGGCUGAAGUUACGCGUGGGGGACCAAUUAGAUCAAAGUUCAAAAAGAAAAACAAGCGUCCAUUUUCUAAUGAAGUCUCCUUCAAUCAAUCUGACAUUUACGGAAUAAUGCUAAUUUAACGUCGAUUUUAGGAUAAUUCUAGUAAUUGUUAAAUGUAAUAGUGAAUGUUGGUUCAAUAUUCUUGAUUACUAAAUUGUAAUAAAUACAUUAUGAUAGGUUUGUGACAUUGCGCGGGAUACAUCACAUGAUAAAUUUCAUGCGAUCCUAAUAUGACAAGGUCUGUUACAAAACAUUGGUAACACGAGCCCAGUCUGUCCAGUUUUGUUUGUAUCAGGUUAGACCACUUCGAUGGUGCUCCGUGAUCAUCUUUCAGCGCUUAUCAAGUUCAAGUUGAAAUGGUUCGAGCCAAUACCUUGAUGGCGGGCCAGGAGGGAGUGAAGACCCCGCACCGCAUUGAGCUGUGCGAGGAGCAGCCUGACAGACCUACGCGAAAUUAUAGAAAGCGCAGGAUCAUAGCUACCACACAGUCAAAGACUGAGAAUGCUGUAGUGAAGACUGAGCGGCCAUCCAAGAAGGUCGAGCACAAGUCCAAGCCCCUGAAGACUAGCAACGGUAUUAGCAACAUGACUAACGGCCACUCGGUGCGGUCAAGAGCGGCCCGCGCCGCCGCGCGCGCUGCCGAAAGCCACAAACUGACUGAAUACUUCAAGGAGGAGCUCAAGAGCCCCAAGGUUGAGCCUCCACCGUCACCGCCACGCUUAGAUAAGACUGUGAACAUAGAACCUAAAGUUGUCAACGGCACUGCCAACCAUAAGCUAACAGAAUACUUCCCCGUGAGAAGGAGCGUCAGAAAGACCUCGAAAUGCGUGAUGGCCGAGAAAAUGCGCGAUCUUGAGAGGGCCGUGAGAGAACAGAGAGAAGAUGGACUGCAGGUAGCAUACUUCGAAGGCAAAGGGCGCGGCGUGAUCGCGACGCGAGCGUUCGGCCGCGGGCAGUUCGUCGUCGAAUACGCCGGCGAGCUGGUGGGCGUUGCCGAGGCGCGCGAACGCGAAGCGCUGUACGCGCAGGAUCCCAGCGCUGGAUGCUAUAUGUACUACUUCAGACAUGGCGACCAGCAGUACUGCAUUGACGCGACAGCCGAGUCGGGCCGCCUGGGCCGGCUGCUCAACCACUCGCGCAACGGCAACCUGGUGACCAAGGCGCUGUGGGUGGACGGGCCGCGGCUGGUGCUGCUGGCGGCGCACGACAUCGCGCCGGGCGAGGAGCUCACGUACGACUACGGCGACCGCUCCAAGGAGUCGCUGCAGCACCACCCCUGGCUCGCGCUCUGACCUGGGCAUGUCUCCAAAAAUCUCAGUUGGACUACUAAACAUUAUUUAUUAAUUUAGUUUUAGUUAUUAUGAAGUUUGUUAACAAAGUUUCUGUUUAAGAUUGGACAACUGUGUAUUGUUAAGUAUUGAGACAAGUGGCCUAACUCUAGUUUUGAUAUGUGACCGGGUGUAUGGUUAAAUGAUGGAAAAUACUGCCUUAUGCCACUCGUGUUAAGAGCGACAGUCGUACGUCUAAGUUGUUAGUAUAAGUGAGGGAGAUGUUCCAAGGUAUAUUCUAUGGGACUGUUUUAUAUCAAAGAUGUUUAGAGCUGUUGUAAUAUCUGAGGCCUUUUAUGGGAAACUGUUAGAUUUGAUCUUUGAAAGACAGUAUGAAUAACGUAUACGGAGGUGAAGUUGUGAUGUGACACUUUGUUGUCACUGCAUUAGACUCGCCAAAUAUUGGAGCCAAUUAUGUGUAUAAACUUGCAUGGAGUCACUACGCCACGCCACGGCCAAGUUCGGCAAAGACUUGAGAGGGAAGGAAUGUCUAAAGUAUUAUGGUAUUGCUACCUGAUCGCACUGAGAAUGACUAGUCUCGCGAGCACCAACUAGCACAACGUCAAGCCACAAAAUCGAAGGCUAAGCCAGAGACGCUGAUCACAUGGUACAAAGGAAAUCACAAUCUUGCGAAUGUAUUACUUAUUAUGACAACAAUAAGACGUGUUUUUGAACAACAAAACUAUUGUUGAUAACACAAUACUGGUCGCGACACCAACUCGAAUAAUCUUUAUAAUUAUUGUUAGAAUACUUUUAAUGUUUAUUUAAAUGACAGAUAGACGCCAGGUUGUAAGUGUUGCUCAUUUGUGUAUGAUCCUACUCAAAUUUCUCGAAAUUCAUUUUCUUGUUAUUUGCUGUCACCAAUAAAGAUUGAGAUAAGAAAUUCGUGCCGUAUAUUAUAUUAAUUCUUAGAACUGCCCACCGAAAUCGAAUCGGUCACCACAUUUCAUAAAUCAUUUUAGUUUAAUGAGGAGGAAUUGUCUUAGCUAUAGCUGCCACCGAACAAAAAUAUUUUAUAGUUAUAAAAAACUAACGUAAGCCUGCGGCUUCGUUCGCGCAUUGACAUGAUGUAACAAGUAAUAGGCAGAAUAAAAAAGGAACAUUAAAAUUCUCAAUUCAGAUCGUCAGAUCGUUAUUAGUUUCAAAGAUUGCUUCUAAAACACAUUUCUUAGGUAACUUUUUCAUAUUUGCUUUCAUUUAUUGGUUACCAAAAACUAUGAUUUAUUACUCGAUUCUCAAAUAAAAUUUUCAAUCAAUCAUAGUGGGCAUGAACCGGUGACUAAUGAUGUUAAACUUCGAAUAUAAUUAACGUCCAAUUUGAAACAUGAGAAUAUAUUUACGAAAAAUUAUGGCGAGGAAGCCCUUGUUAUAGAUCUCCUUGCAUUUCCUUAUUAAUGUACAAGUCCAUUCAGACUUAUAUAGAAAAUAUAAGCGUAUGUGUGAUAGACUGUAUUCCCGGAUUGGAAUGGAGAGGUAUUGAUAUGUUGUAGGAGAUAUAAUUAUGUUGAAUGCGUUGUCGAGUUGUGAUUGGAUCAUCAGGUGGCGACAAUGUCUCAUAGCAAUAAUAAAGUGUUCUAAAGUUGUUUUUGAUUAACAAUAUUAUGUCACAAUGCAGAGACCGCGUCAAAACCAAGCAUUGAUCUGAUUCUAAAACUAGACAAUACUAUAAUGAUCUAAUAUACAACCCGAUAACGCACAUACAAAAACUAAUUUGAUACAUUCAAAAUAGUAUGAAUUUAAUGCUAAGAAAUGUUUAUAUGUAUCUUAGAAUAAUUUAAAUGUAAGCAAAUACAUCUGGUGGAAUUAGCCGUGAUCACCAAAAGAUUAAUUAUUAAUUUCCUAGAAGUUGUUACUGUUAAUUAUGAAGGUGCAGUCAUUGAAUUUUUAAUGAAUCAUCAUAUCGGUAUUUGUAACUGAUAUCGUAAAACCAAACCUGACAAAUAGAGAUAUUUUUGCCAAAAUAUUUUUUUCUUUUGUCACUAUUUCAACGAGCAAUAAUACUGUUUAUUUAAGUACUUAUAAGGCCACUGAUUCUAAUUUCUGCCGACCUUCGUAACGGAUAGUGUUUAGUACCAAUGUGCACUUGAUUUUUAUAAAUAUAAACUACGUAAUGUGUAUGUAGCUUAAUGUGGCUGGAUUUAGAAGUAAAAAAGAAAAGAUAUACUUGAUCAUUAACUUAUUUAAUAUAUUCUAAUAAAAAUAAAAAGUAAUAAUUAUAUUAUAAUCUUUAAAAUAUGUAAUUUUAAUGGUAGAAAUUUGUGAUUAUUGUCGUACCUAAUUUUAGAGAGCCCACGUUUAAUGGGCGUAAGUUAGAGUAAUGCGUUGGUUUUGAACUUGAUUCUAAAGUAAUAAGUAAUGUGGUUCCAUAAUAUUAGAAAAGUAACUAUUUAGUUUCAUUAAUAUUUUUGUAUUUCCUGCAAUUUUCUCCUUUCCUAAAUAGCAAUAUAGUAAUAAUUAAAUACUUAAAAUAUAAAAAUCCAGCAACAUUAGGUGAUUAAAAUGAAUAGUAUUGCUUUAGUAGUUCCUAUUCCCCUUUAUAUGUAUACUAACGCCUUGUACGGAUUCCUAUCCUACCUUUAACGAAACCUUUAUCUAUCGGCAUUGCUGUUAAGAAGGCUUGUAAUAUUUUGUACUAAACUAACAAUUAAUGUCUAGGGUUACUGUAAAAUUCUUAUUAGUUACAAUUUAAAUAAUAUCCUACCCUACUCCAUGAAAUACUAGGUUAAAAUAAUAUAUUUGUGAUGCAUUUUGUUAUGUAAACUAAAUCGAACUGGAAUGAUAUUGAUAGUUAUUUGUAGUUAAUGGAGUUUAUUUUCUACUCAUUGGUCUAAUUAUUUUGAAGCACUGCAUGAUUAGAAAUCAACUAAAGUCGAAUGGAACGAAUGCUUCGUGACCUUUCAUAUAAUGGAGUGUUGCGGAAAACUGUGCCCUUUGACUUUACUUUAAUCUUCUUUUCCAAUAGAUUAAGAUAUAUUUGUGUCUCAAAUACAAUAUAGAUAAUUGACAUACAAAAUUGACUGCAAUAAUUUCCUCAUAAGUUUUUAUUUCUUUACGCGCUGCUGAUGAGAUUCAUAUCAUAGAUAUAGUCAUAAAACUAGAUUGAAUUAAUUUGGUACCUCGCAUCUGCGCGUGGUCGUUGACUUGACUAUGUAUGCGCAUGGGCACGAUACUUGCUUCUACUUGGCGUCAAAUUAAUACAAUCAAGUCGUAGUGUCUAUUGCACUAUUUCUUUUGUUUAAUUGAUAAUGUAGAUCUUAGAUAAGUUAAUAAUUUGAAUUUAUUCACUGCCGAUGUUAAGCUUGUUCAGUGUUUUAAUUAAUAUUGUUCGUUUAUCAAUUCGUAGUUAUAAUUAGAUGAAUUCUUCCAGUAUCAUUCACUUGUUAUAACGUUCAUUUACUAUUAGCAAUGAGUUGUAUUACCAUAUAUGGAAUUUACAAGUGUGUUGUUCAUUAGCUACUGUUAUUGGUCGCUUAUAUUCUAGCCAAGUGAGCAGCGUGGUGUUGAUGCAUGUUCCGUGAUACGCAGCAAUACAUCAACCGUUGUUGCUUCCACUCAUUUUCCUAGAGGAUACGCGGCGAUAGUACAAUAAUGAUUGCUUCAGUAAAACGUAGAUCAAAGUACUAUUUUUGUAAGUCAGCGUUAAUUUCCCAACAGUUUUAUAAGAUUUGUACUGAGAUGUUCAUGUUGAUAAUGUUGCGGUCGAAUUACAGUUGUAACUACAGUAUUUUAACGGCUAUUUUCCUACAUAGCGGGGUGUUAUGAGACUUAAUAAUUUAUUUUGAAACGCGGGCUGCAACCCACUGCCCUAGAUAAUCCGUAGUGAUUGAGUGAAAUAUAAAAAUUGAACUUUGA
Molecule: messenger RNA, 5354 nt
Organism: Ostrinia nubilalis (European corn borer)
Lineage: Eukaryota; Metazoa; Arthropoda; Insecta; Lepidoptera; Crambidae
Gene: Set8
Product: histone-lysine N-methyltransferase Set8
Exons: 6
Coding region: 531-1466 (311 amino acids)
Biological process (GO): regulation of transcription by RNA polymerase II; regulation of DNA damage response, signal transduction by p53 class mediator
Cellular component (GO): nucleus; polytene chromosome
Molecular function (GO): histone H4K20 methyltransferase activity; transcription regulator activity; protein binding
Source: RefSeq, a predicted model, not a curated record